Medicago truncatula (barrel medic) is the source of this 1327-nucleotide messenger RNA. Its product is annotated as nodulin-26. Gene Ontology annotation, molecular function: channel activity. Gene Ontology annotation, cellular component: membrane. Gene Ontology annotation, biological process: transmembrane transport. Lineage: Eukaryota; Viridiplantae; Streptophyta; Magnoliopsida; Fabales; Fabaceae. Bases 85 to 915 code for a protein of 276 amino acids. The record is from RefSeq and is a predicted model, not a curated record. The transcript is spliced from 5 exons.
GAGGUUGAGGAGGCAAGACAUAACACAGCGUAUUGUGUUGUUUGUUUCUAAAUUUCUAAAUAGUUUCCUUGUUCUCUAUCACUUAUGGCUAAUGAUAAUUCAGCAAGAAUUGAAACCCAUGAGGUUGUUUUAGAUACAAACAAGGAUUCCUCAGAUACAUGUAAAGGCUCUGGCUCCUUUGUCUCUGUCCCUUUCUUGCAAAAGUUAAUAGCAGAAAUGGUGGGCACAUAUUUCUUAAUAUUUGCAGGAUGUGCAUCAAUAGUAGUGAACAAGGACAACGACAACGUAGUAACACUUCCAGGGAUUGCAAUUGUUUGGGGACUAACUUUGUUGGUAUUGAUUUACUCUCUUGGUCAUAUCUCUGGUGCUCAUUUCAAUCCUGCUGUUACUAUUGCUUUUGCUACCACAAGGAGGUUUCCAUUGUUACAGGUACCAGCUUAUAUAUCAGCUCAGCUCUUGGGAGCAACACUUGCUAGUGGAACUCUAAAACUAAUAUUCAGUGGCGCACAUGACCACUUUUCAGGAACACUUCCUUCUGGGUCUAACCUUCAAGCUUUUGUUCUUGAAUUCAUAACCACAUUUUACCUUAUGUUUACCAUUUCUGGAGUUGCCACCGAUACUAGAGCGAUUGGUGAGUUGGCUGGAAUUGCAAUUGGGUCUACAUUAUUGCUUAACGUGAUGAUUGCCGGGCCGGUAACAGGAGCAUCGAUGAACCCUGUUAGAACUCUAGGACCAGCUUUUGUACACAAUGAGUAUAGAGGAAUAUGGAUAUAUUUGCUGUCGCCGAUUUUGGGGGCCAUCGCCGGAGCAUGGGUCUACAACACUGUUAGGUACACUAACAAGCCAUUGCGUGAGAUCACCCAGAGUGCAUCCUUCCUCAAAGAAGCUGGGCGUGGUGGACACCAAAUAGUUUAAGAAAUUCGAAAAAAGUUGCCAUCAAGUAUCAUGUAUGCAGAGAGUCAAUAACAUUUUUACUUGUGUACAUGUCUUUGUUAGAGAUGAUAAUGAGAAAAUAAAAAUGGUUUGUGUGUGUAAUAGUACUAAGGUACUAUGUAUCAUGAUCCUUUGCAGUUUUAAAAGGAGCUGCAUCACUGCAUACACUUCCUAAUUAAGGUGCUAAAUUGAUGGUUCAAAAUCAUUGAUACUUAUUUACUUUUGUAUUUUAUAAUAUCCAAAACUAGUUUUCUACACAGAAAUAAAAAUCCAAAAUAAAUAUAGAGAGUGUAGAAUUUCCUAAGUUUCUUUUAAUGUGCAGAAGACCUUGAUUCAAGGUCAUAUAUAGCAUUAUGAUUUUAAUAUAUAAAAAAUUAGAAACCCUUGAAAAUCA